CAUUUGAUAUGAGGGAAACUCUGAGACGGCCCACGUUGGGGCCACGUGAGUCUGUAUUUCUUUUCUUUUUAUAUAUAUAUUGCCUUUUCCGGAUAAUGGUCAUGUCUUGUGACUUGAUGCGAUUACAUUACUUAUCUUUUCCUUGAAAUUAUGCCUUAUACAAUAUAAUCAUAAUCACACUGUUCUCAUAAUUAUCUACAUAUAAAUUUAUAUGCCAUGGCCCUAGAUGCCUCGCCCUACCGGGAUGUGUGGGUUUACAAGCUCAUAAUUUUCUAACAAUCCAUCAAAACAGAUUGUGGGGAAACCAAUUAUGGUAUGUUCAUCGACAAGUGAAACUAAUGACCAUACCUAACUCUACUUUAACGCCAGUCUUUUUUAUUUGAAGGAAUUAUAAUUUACAUUUGUUUAAAUAAACAAAAUUAUAUAAUUAGUAAGACUCAACAAGGAAAAAUAAACAAACGUCCAAAACAAGGAAAGAAAAAACAAGCACAUCUCGAUUCAUGUUCCUAUGCUUGGCUGAGUUGUUGGCCCAUCUCAUCAAAACGUCAUCUUAAUACGUAAUACAUGCAACGACCUAAACUUAAUUAGCUCAAGCGAUGGAUAUUAGCGUCUGUUAUACGUUGGUAGAAAAACAACUUGCGUUAAAUCCACGAAAUGUUAUGAAAGUAUUUACCCAAAUUUCAGUUCCAUUUAUGUUUUUUUUUAUAUAACAUGUCUUCUUUUCAGUUUAACAAAUGAUAACAUGUUACGAUGUGUUCACUAUAUAUUCAACACUAAUCAGUCUAAUCACCAAAAACAUUUAAGAAAGCAAGAAAAUCAUUUAAAGGCAUGGAGAUUCACGGAGUUUUAGUGGCUAGUCCAGGCAUGGGCCACGCAGUGCCCAUCUUAGAACUUGGCAAACGUCUCUUGAGCCACCACGGUUUCAACCGUGUUACUGUGUUCCCAGUCACAGACGAUGUCCCACGCUCAAAAUCCCUAAUUGGUAAAACGCUAACGGAAGAAGAUCCUAACUUCGUGAUCAGGUUUAUUCAGCUAGACGUUUCGGGCCAAGAUCUCACCGGUUCACUUUUAACUAAACUAGCAGAGAUGAUGAGGAUGGCAAUACCACAGAUCAGGUCUGCGGUCAUGGAGUUAGAGCCAAAGCCUAGUGUUUUCGUUGUUGACUUGUUGGGCACGGAAGCUUUAGCUGUGGCUAAGGAGCUUGAGAUUGCAAAGAAACAUGUUCUUGUUACUACCAGUGCUUGGUUUCUAGCUCUAACCGUUUACAUGGCGAGUCUUGACAAAGGGACGUUGUUUAAGCAUCUGAGCAGCUACGGAGCUUUGCUUAUACCGGGAUGCACCCCGGUUAAGUUUGACCGGGUUCAAGAUCCGAGUGGUUACGUCCGGGAACUCGCUGAGUCUCAGAGAAUCGGGCUUGAGGUAGUAACAGCAGAUGGGGUGUUUGUGAACACGUGUCAUAGUUUGGAGCCAGUGACGAUCAGGUCUUUCUUGGAUCACAAGAAUCUCGGUUUGGUUAUGAAUGGAGUCCCGGUUUACCCUGUUGGACCGCUGGUUAGACCAGCGGAACCGGAUUUGAAGCAUGAGGUGCUGGACUGGCUUGACUUGCAACCCAAGGGAUCUGUUGUUUAUGUUUCUUUCGGAAGCGGUGGAGCGCUAACAGCCGAGCAGACAAUGGAGCUGGCUUACGGUUUGGAGUUAACCGGGUUUAGGUUUGUUUGGGUGGUCAGACCACCCGCUGAACACGACCCGUCUGCGUCAAUGUUUGACAAAGGCACAAACCAGACAGAACCAAUAGACUUCUUACCUUACGGGUUUUUAGACCGGACCAAGGAUAUAGGUUUGGUGGUCAAGACAUGGGCCCCGCAAGAGGAGAUUCUUGCACAUGAAGCAACGGGAGGGUUUGUGAGUCACUGUGGAUGGAACUCUGUUUUGGAGAGUAUAGUGAACGGUGUGCCGAUGGUAGCUUGGCCUUUGUACUCAGAGCAGAAGAUGAACGCGUGGCUGGUCUCAGAGGAGCUGAAGAUCGCUGCUAGGGUUGAUGCUGGGAAUGGAGUUGUGAAGAAAGAAGAGAUAGUUGAGAUGGUGAAGCGAGUGAUGGAUGAAGAAGAAGGCAGAGAGAUGAGGGAGAAUGUUAAGGAACUGAAGAAGAAGACAGCAGAGGAAGCUGUCAAGAAUCUCUCAACGCCUCAGGCUGCUUACUUCACUCAAUACUAAUAAGAAAAGAAAAUAACAAUUUUUUAUAAAAAAAAGCAAUAAACGUAAUAUUUCUAUAUGAGCCAAGAAGAUACAUUAACUGAGAAUCUUGUAGACAUGUGUUCAAAAAACAUGGCCUUUUAUUUUUUGAAUGUCUGAAAUUAAGGCAAAUAAUCUUUGUCUGAAUAGAGAAGUGACAACAUCUAAUGAAUAGACAUCAGGGAGGGAUUCAGACCAAUACACUUACAGGUUCGGUAGCUUUCUCGAGCCAUUCCAUUUCGGUCUGGUGCAACAAAUGAUCCACAUUAAUGCUAAAAUAUCUUGUUUUUCAGUUUUCAUCAAUAUUUUU
Messenger RNA from Brassica rapa (field mustard), 2542 nucleotides. Its product is annotated as UDP-glycosyltransferase 72C1. The record is from RefSeq and is a predicted model, not a curated record. Lineage: Eukaryota; Viridiplantae; Streptophyta; Magnoliopsida; Brassicales; Brassicaceae. Gene Ontology annotation, molecular function: coniferyl-alcohol glucosyltransferase activity.